Molecule: messenger RNA, 3390 nt
Organism: Klebsormidium nitens
Lineage: Eukaryota; Viridiplantae; Streptophyta; Klebsormidiophyceae; Klebsormidiales; Klebsormidiaceae
Source: the annotation of a GenBank genome assembly
AUGGCAUGUUCGAAGCUCAAGCCGCCUGCUGAUUGGGACGCUCCAGGCACAACGGUGCCCGAAGAAGGUUUCGAGAUUGUAAAGAAUCAUCCGCUGCUGCCCUGGCUCAAAGGCUAUUUGCUCAAGCAUAAGUUUCCUAGCGUAGAGAAUGGCCAGCUCAAAGGGGUCUUGGACCUUGACUUCUUCCCUGACAUCAUCCUUUCCCCUCCCAAUCCAGUGCUCCUCGCAAACCCAACAGUCCAGGAUUUCUAUUGGAAGGACACAAAGGUGGUAAUCUGUGCCCCUGAUGUCUUCCACAACAAGUUCUGUCCAGGGGGGAAAAUCCCCUGCCCGCGAUGCAGAAACCCAAUUGGCGUUGGCCCGGAUGGUUGGGAAAGAGAUUUUCGGGUAGCUCAUGGGAUUGCUUGCACCUUCCUCAUCCUCGCCAAGCGCUACCGCUGCAAAGAUUGCAUCCAGGCUAGGAGAGAGGGCAGCGGAAAAGCCACCUCAUUCAAUGCGCUCAAUCCAGUCAGCUUAAGCCUCCUGCACCCUUUGAUUGACCAGCAGCUGCCCUUCAGGAGAACGCACAGGGGUGCUCUUCAUCGGCCUCUGGUUGAUCUCAUAGACAGGGACGUGCUCAACAAGAAGUCAUUCCUUGACGAGCACGACAUGCUGAAAGAGCUAGCGUACUCGAACUACUACAGAGCUCAUCUCCUGAGCCUGUCUUACGAAGAUGCAAUGCAGGCCUUGAGGAAGCAGGGGAUGCUGUGUUUUGCCACACCCAAACCGCUCGAGCCGUUCAGCUCCUUCUCUGACCCUGCCGGGUAUCGGGGCGGCUCUCCGUCCGCUAGCUACCUCACACAGGUCUACAAAGAUGACUGCGAGGAAAGCCGAGAGUACGUCACAAAGCGGCUGUGCACUUACAGCGGCCGAACGGUGUGCGCGGAUCACACCUUCCAGACAAUGAAGGCUAUCCGGCAGGGUCAAGAGCAGAGGUUUGAGGCAUUGCACAGCUUCAUGAACGAGCAUGCGCAGAUCUGCUCGUCAAUCUUCGUGGAGAGCACAAGUAUGGAGGAGUGCCUUAUGCAGGCGCGACUCUUUUACGAGCGCUGUAUUGCGUUGGGCCUGGAGGUACCCGAGAUCCUCUACCUCGACAAUCCAGACCUAGUAGGCGCAGCAUACCUGGGGGCCUUGCACUCAUAUGGCUUGAAGCACGUCAAGCUGGACUUCUUCCACUUUCUGAGCCGCCUGAAGAAGCUCUUGUACGAGACGCAUUCUCUAACAGGGCCCUUGCUUCGGAUGGUGGUGUGCGCGCUGUUUACUAUCAACCGUGCUGACGAGCUGGCCCUGCGCAAGUACCUGCGAUCGGAGCGGAACAUGUCGGAAAAGGAAAUUAUCGGGCUCGGAUCUGCCUACUUCUGGAAGCGCUGCAGAAGGCACUCUCGACCAAAGGAGGAGCAAGCAGCUAUGUUCGAGCGAACCGUACGGCACUUCCAAGCCACAGCCGACAUUGAGAACGGGCUUCCUCUCUUCAUGGGGACCACGGAAGACCAAGAGCGCGCCAUCAACCGGCUGAUGGGACUCAUCAAUGACGACUUUCUGACAGAUCCUCCUGGUCCGAUGUACACGGUUAGAAGCAAGCCGGGAGCCAAGCUGCCGACAUAUGUGAGCAAGAGAGGGUCCAGCAAGCAGGAGGGGUGGCACUCCCACGUGAACGGCGUCUGCUCCGGAAACAACAACAGCCCACAGCUUGCUGGGGACCAGAUAUGCCGGUUCAUCCUCCGGUGGAACAUCGAUGCAGGCAUCCGCAACAAGGGCGAAGAGGACCUGCACACAUACAAUGGCCGCCUGAUAGAGUCGAUCCAGAAGGCCGCCGCAGCUGUGCAGAAACCGAAUCCCUAUCCAAGCUGGAAACCAGUUCCGGCAGACUUCGUCCCAAGGGAGGUUUUUGGGGCUGAGAGGUUGCCGGAAGCGCCUGCAGUUGAGAUCCCCGUCGAGCAGGCCCAGGAGAUGGACCAUCUUCCGGAGCUCGAAGAGGGUUCGUUUGACGACCCCGCUAUGCUGCCCGCUCGGCCUCCGACUCCGUCCAAGAGAAGCGACAACCUUGGAAGCGGAAGCCUUUUCGGCGCGCCACCUGCAACAGUGGGCCUGACUGCGGGGUCUUGCCCGGCCGCAAAUCUGGGGGAGGGCUGCGAGAGCGGUCCCUGGAUGCCGCCGACCGCGGGCCCGUCCGGGGGGGUCCGUUCGCCCGCGGUCCUGGGUAGGAGCCGCCCCCAAGCUCCGCCGACCGUGGGCCUGUCCGGGGGGGCUCGUUCGCCCACGGUGCUGGGGAGGGGCGGCGAAAGCGGCCUCCAAACGCCGCCCACUGUGGACCUGUCCGGAAGGGUCCGUUCGCCCGGGGUUUUGGACGAGGACGGCCCCCACAUGUCGCGGACCAUGAGCCUGACUGGGGGGUUCCGUUCGCCCGGAGUUCAGGAGGGCGGCGGCGAAAACGGCCCCCAAACGCCGCCGACUGUGGGCCUGUCCGGGGGGUGCCGCUCGCCCACAGUUUUGAGGGUGGGCAGCGCGAGCGGCCUCCACGUUGCGCCAACUCCCGGCCUGACCCGCCCCCAAGCUCCGCCGACUGUGGGCCUGUCCGGGGGGCCCAGUUCGCCCGCUGUUCUUGGGGGGGGCGGAGAGGGCGGCCCCCACAUGUUGCGGACCGCGGGCCUGACCGGGGGGUUCCGUUCGGCCGGAGUUCUUGGGGGGGGCGGCGAGGGCAGCCCCCAUAUGUCGCGGACCGCGGGCCUGACUGGGGGGUUCCGGUCGGCCGGAGUUCUUUGGGGGGGCGGCGGCGAGGGCGGUUCCUGCAUGCCACCGAUCGCGGGCCUGUCUCGAGGGGUCCGUUCGUCCGGAGUACUUGGAGGAAGCGACAAAACCGUCCCCCAAACGUCACCAAUGGGUCCCGUUUAUGAGGGCAACGGGAAACCGGACCUGCACGGGACUGGUUCGCCGUCUCUUUAUGCGGACUUGGAUCAUGAGCAGACCACUCGAAACACAAGCAAGCAACGGAAGCUCUCCGCUGCCGCUGUGAAGAAACAGCCCGUGUCGGCGGCAAGAUUCAGCCUUCCAAGAGUGACGCGACGUAUUCAUUCUGAGGCGGAACGGCGGCUAUUUUUUGAGUUGUGUCCGGUAGAAGGAGGCAUAAAGUGGGACGAUUUCACCCGGCAAUACAAUUUCCGGGUCAACGAGGCGCUCCGGGCAAGUCGGAAUUCUUCACGCGUUGAGAUCACCGACCUCGCCCUCAAGCAAAAGAAACAUCUGAUUGAGUUUGCUCGGGGCUUAGUGGACCAGCAAAUUGUUGACGCCUCACUCGGAUGGUCCACUGACGCGGUUACACGCUUCCAGAUGUGGACCGUUGUUGUACGAUGA